AUGGUGAUCGAGCUUAACAAGCGUGGAAGCAAAUCAACAGAAUUAGCAAAAACUUCCUCCUCAAUAUCAACCGAGGAAACGACUUUUGUUGGGAUGAAGGAUGACUACGAAGCCAUACUAAACUGCCUCAAUGCCCAAACAAAAGAGCUAAUAGUCAUAUCACUUGUUGGUAUGGGCGGUAUAGGUAAGACAACUCUUGCUAGAAAAGUUUUUGAUAACUCAAUUAUUCGUGAUCGAUAUGAUAAACAUGCAUGGGUCACCAUAUCUGAACAAUAUAAUAAGAGACAAAUGCUUCUUGAAGUUGCCUCUUCAAUUACUGGAAUCAACAAUCAAGAAAUGAGCAAUGAUGAAUUAAUGGUGAUUGUGUAUAGAGGUCUCAAGGGUAGGAGAUUUCUAAUUGUCAUAGAUGAUCUUUGGAACACUGAGGCUUGGGACCAAAUGCGAAGAAUAUUUCAAAAUGAUAACAACAAAAGCCGAAUUAUACUAACCACUCGUCUCAAAGAUGUUGCUGAUUAUGCUAGUUGUCGUGAUUUUCCUCCUCGUGAUGUGUCUUUCCUAAGUUUAGAUGAUAGCUGGAAACUAUUUACCGAAAGACUAUUGAUAAAAGAUCCUUGUCCUCCUCAACUAGAAGAAAUAGGGAAGCAUAUUGUACGGAAAUGUCAAGGAUUACCUCUCUCAAUCGUUGUCGUUGCUGGAAUUCUUGGAAAAAUGGAUCCAACGCAUGACAACUGGAAGAAAGUAGAGGGAAAUUUGAACUCAUUCUUUGGUACAGUGUCUGAACAAUGUCAAGUAAUACUUUCUUUGAGCUACAGUUAUUUGCCCCAUUAUUUGAAGAGCUGUUUUCUCUAUGUUGGAGGUUUUCCUGAAGAUAUGGAAAUUGUUAUUUCAAAGUUGAUUAGGCUAUGGAUAGCUGAGCAAUUUGUAAACUCAAGAAGCGAUAAAAGUUUAGAAGUGGUGGCAAAGGAGUAUCUACAGGACUUAAUUGAUAGAAGUCUAAUUUUGGUUGGUACACGAAAGGCUAAUGGAAGCAUGAAAACUUGCAAGAUUCAUGAUCUUCUUCGACACCUAUGCAUAAGAGAAGCUCAAAUUGAGAAUUGUUUGCAGGUCAUAAAUUAUAAUGUCCACAACUCCAAAGAAGACAUAAAUUACCAACGACGAGUGAUGCUUCUUCUUAAUAUUGACAUGAGGCAUGUUUAUCUUCCGGAACACGGGAGUGGUAUUACAAAUACAACUCGCAGCUUUGUUGUUAUGAGAAAUCCUAAUGAAGUUCGUGUAAUGUGUCCUAUUACUUCAUGUUUCAAGCUGCUUAAGGUUUUAGAUGUUUAUUCUAUUGAUUACGAUUUCUCUCGUGUUAUACCUCAGCUUGUACAUUUGAUAUAUGUUGCUGCAAACAUUAAGGAAGCUCCUUCAGUAGCCAGAUUGUGGAAUCUACAGACCAUAAUUCUCGAUACGUUAGCAGGCUGGAUCUACCUCCCUCUAGAGAUCUGGACAAUGUCAAAUGUAAGACAUCUUGAAAUUGGACGGGCUAUAGUUAUGGCUAAUCCUGUUGAGGCAGAAAGUCAUAAUAGUAUUGGAGAACAACCUGAAUCUUUGUACCUGAAUAACUUGCAAACACUCUCUCUCGAUUCCUCGUCUUUCUUGGCAGAAAUCCUAAAGAGAACACCCAAUGUAGAUAAGCUAAAGAUUAGAGCUGUUAAUCUACAUAACGAAUGGUCAUCUCUUCUUGAUUGUCUCAUUCUUCUACAGAGGCUUGAAAAGCUAAGCAUAAGAGCAAUAGCAGAAAAUGGUCCUCUCAUUCUCCCAAGUGCUUUUUGCGCGCCUAAUCUAAAAAAAUUAAGGUUAGAUUGGACUAAUUUGGCAUGGGAAGAUAUGGUUGUGCUGGCUAAUUUACCAAAUCUUGAGGUGCUCAAAACAGAAGGUGCAUUCAAUGGAACAAAAUGGAUACUAAAUGAACAUGUUGUGUUUCAAAAACUAAAGUAUCUACGAUUUGAGCUCGAAGAUCUUGAAAGUUGGGAAGCAUCUAGUGAUAAUUUUCUCGUGCUUGAGCAACUAAUCCUGAUUGAUAUCAAUGAGCUGGAUGAGAUUCCUGAGAGUAUUGGAGAAAUAGCCACUCUAAAAUUAAUUCAAAUAGAAAACUGUAGCUCUACAACAAUCACUAGUGCAACGAAGAUUCAAGAAGAGCAAGAAAGCUUGGGAAAUUAUGAGCUUCAAAUUCGAAUUAUAGUGCUCAAAGCAGAUCUUGCAUUCACGGGAACAGAUUGGGAUCUAAAUGAAGAUGUUGUGUUUCAAAAACUAAAAUAUCUACGAAUUAAGAGGGCAGAUGAUCUGGAAAUGUGGGAAGCAGCUAGUGAUAGUUUCCCGAUGCUUGAGCAACUAGUCCUUCAGCAUCUCGAAGAACUAGAGGAUAUUUAA
Molecule: messenger RNA, 2412 nt
Organism: Solanum tuberosum (potato)
Lineage: Eukaryota; Viridiplantae; Streptophyta; Magnoliopsida; Solanales; Solanaceae
Product: putative late blight resistance protein homolog R1B-16
Exons: 2
Coding region: 1-2412 (803 amino acids)
Molecular function (GO): ADP binding
Source: RefSeq, a predicted model, not a curated record